AUGCGUCCAGGAGCCCACGAAUGCCGCGCAGGCGCCCAUGAGACUCCCGAACGCCGCGCAGGCGCACAGGAACUCCCGAACGCCGCGCAGGCGCACAGGAACUCCCGAACGCCGCGCAGGCGCACAGGAAUUCCCGAACGCCGUGCAGGCACAGGGGAACGCCAGCACAUAGAGAUUACAGUUUUCUUAGAGAAGGAGACCGAUUACCUACUGUAUCUUCAGAAGAAUAAUCUUACAG
This is a messenger RNA of Pelobates cultripes (western spadefoot toad), 238 nucleotides long. The record is from the annotation of a GenBank genome assembly. Lineage: Eukaryota; Metazoa; Chordata; Amphibia; Anura; Pelobatidae.